Trifolium pratense (red clover) is the source of this 3549-nucleotide messenger RNA. Its product is annotated as protein SEMI-ROLLED LEAF 2-like. Bases 116 to 3229 code for a protein of 1037 amino acids. NCBI's taxonomy places the organism in Eukaryota, Viridiplantae, Streptophyta, Magnoliopsida, Fabales, Fabaceae. The transcript is spliced from 19 exons. The record is from RefSeq and is a predicted model, not a curated record.
UCAUCAUCAUUAAUCACAUUCUUAAUAUUCACAUGAUAAUCAUUAAUCACAUUCUUAAUCUAUAAAAUUAUUCAAAUUAAUACAAGAUUUAGAAGUUUGUUUGAAGGAAGAUAAAAUGAGCGUGAUUUCGCGCAAUAUUUGGCCUGUUUGCGGGAGUUUAUGUUGUUUUUGUCCUGCAUUGCGAGAAAGAUCAAGGCAUCCUAUUAAACGUUACAAACAUUUACUCGCGGAUAUCUUCCCUAAAACGCAGGAAGAAGAACCUAAUGAUCGUAAGAUUAGCAAAUUAUGCGAGUAUGCAGCAAGAAAUCCUCUUCGUGUUCCUAAGAUAACAAGCUAUCUUGAGCAAAGGUGUUAUAAGGAGUUGAGAAGUGAGAAUUAUCAUGCAGUGAAAGUUGUCAUUUGUAUUUAUAGGAAGUUGUUGGUUUCUUGUAGAGACCAAAUGCCUUUGUUUGCAAGUAGCUUACUUAGCAUCAUCCAAAUUCUUCUUGAUCAAUCACGGCAAGAUGAUGUGCAGAUUUUAGGAUGCCAAGCCUUGUUUGACUUUGUGAACAAUCAGAGGGAUGGUACUUAUAUGUUUAAUUUAGAUGGGUUCAUUUUAAAACUCUGUAAUCUAGCUCAACAAUUGGGAGAUGAUGUUAAAGUACAGCAUUUGCGAGCUUCUGGACUUCAAGUCCUGUCAGCAAUGGUUUGGUUCAUGGGUGAAUUCACUCAUAUUUCAGUUGAAUUCGACAAUGUUGUGUCGGUUGUUUUGGAAAACUAUGGGGAAAUCAAGCAAGAUUGUCAAUAUGGGAAUAAUUCAAGGCUUUAUUCAUGGAAAAUGGUAGUGAGUGCCAAAGGAGAACUCAACGUGGCUACGGAAGAUGCCACGAACCCUGGAUUUUGGUCACGAGUUUGCAUACAAAAUAUGGCUAAGUUGGCCAAGGAAGGUACAACUGUACGACGUGUUCUGGAAUCUUUGUUCCGCUAUUUUGAUAAUGCCAAUCUCUGGUCUCCAGAUCACGGGCUUGCGCUAUCUGUCUUGCUCGACAUGCAGUCUAUAAUUGAAAAUGCUGGACAGAAUACACACUUGUUACUGUCCAUUUUAGUCAAGCACCUUGAUCACAAGAAUGUCUUAAAGAAUCCUAACAUGCAGCUUGAUAUUGUUGGUGUUAUUACCCAUCUUGCUAAACAAACAAGAGUUCAGCAAUCUGUGGCUAUAAUCGGUGCAUUGAGUGAUAUGAUGAGACACCUGCGGAAAAGCAUACACUGCUCUCUUGAUGAUUCGAGCUUAGGGACUGAAGUAAUACAAUGGAACCAAAAUUACAGAGCGGAAGUAGAUGAAUGCCUUGUACAGUUAACAAUUAAGAUUUCAGAUGCAGGUCCUGUUCUUGAUACCAUGGCCGUGUUGUUGGAAAACAUGUCUAAUAUUACAGUUAUGGCCAGAACCUUGAUUUCUGCAUGUUAUAGAACUUCUCAAAUAGUUGCUUCUAUACCAAACUUGUCAUAUCAGAACAAGGCAUUUCCUGAGGCAUUAUUUCAUCAGUUACUCCUGGCAAUGGUCCAUGCAGACCAUGAAACCAGGGUGGGUGCACACCGCAUAUUUUCUCUUGUUCUUGUUCCAUCGUCAGUUUGUCCUCAACCUUCUUCUUCAAAUCCCCCCUUGACAAAGGCAACUGAUAUUCAUAGAAUGCUCUCAAGAAAUGUCUCUGUGUUUUCUUCUUCAGCAGCACUCUUUGAGAAAUUGGAUAGGAAGCAACUUUCCUCCCAAGAAGGUUGUCAUUCAGAUGUAAAGAUCAAUGAUGUAAAGAUCAAUGCUGUAAAGAGCAAUGAUGUAAAGAGCAAUGAUGGCUCUAUUAUGAAUAGAUUGAAGUCAACUUAUAGUCGGGCUGCUAGUACAAGAAAAUCUGCGGCCUUCAGUGAAUCUUCGAAGGGUAGUAACCCUUCUAUGAUGAAUAGAUUGAAAUCAAGAAUAGGUAGUGUGAGGAAGCCUCAAUCAUCUGUAAUUAUUGAAGAAAAUACUACAACUAGUUCCGAUCCGCAACAGGUAUUGCCGAUUAGGCUGAGUAGUCAUCAGAUUACCCUUCUGCUAUCAUCAAUCUGGGUGCAGUCAGUCUAUCCUCUGAAUACACCUGAAAAUUUUGAAGCAAUUGCUCAUACCUACAGCCUUGUCUUGCUAGUUGCCCGGAGUAAGAAUUCUUCUGAUGACGCUCUAAUUCAAAGUUUUCAGUUGGCAUUGUCCUUGAGGAGCAUUUCUCUCAAUGAAAAGGUUAAAUUGCAACCAUCACGGCGCAGGUCUCUCUUUACACUAGCAACAUCCAUGAUUAUCUUCACAUCCAAGGCCUACAACAUCCUCUCUCUCAUUUCUAUCGCUAAAAUGUCAUUGACAGAUAAAACUGUUGAUCCUUUCCUGCAACUGGUUAACGACAGCAAGUUACAAGCUGUUGCUGAUACAACUAGGAAGCCAAGUAAGGUUUACGGAUCAAACGAGGAUGACGAGGAUGCUUUAAAUGCACUUUCAUCAAUCAAACUAACUGAAAGCCAGUCAAAUGAAUCGUGUGCUACCAUGAUAGUGCAGAGUCUAGAAAAACCUGCAGAUGAGUCAUCCAUGUUAAAAGAACAGCUGCUUAAUAAAUUUACACCAGAUGAUGCUUGUCCAUUGGGAGUCCAGUUGUCACUUGAUACAACAGGAAAUGCUUACCAAUCUGGACUAAAGGACGAUAAACAUUCUGAUAUGGUUGAUAUUCCAUUAUUUACUAUUGAUGAUGACAUUCCAGCUUCUGGUUUGGGAAGCCAAGCUAAUGCUGGUGCACAACAGUUUUCAGAUAAUCUAGUCCUGCUGAGUGUUGAUGACAUUUUGGGUUCAGUUUUGGAGACAACAAAUCAUGUAGGAAGGAUUUCUGUUUCAACACCUUGUAACAUGCCAUAUAAAGAAAUGGCUCUUCAUUGUGAAAACCUUCUAGCGGGCAAACAACAGAAGAUUUCCACGUUCAUGAGUACCAAUUCGUUAUAUGGAACGUCGUUCAGGAUUCCUGCUCCAGAGUACAACAACAAUAAGAACGAAUCCACAAAUUCCAAUGUUCAACAGAGUUUGCCUUUGAGUGGAAAUCCAUUCUUGGAUUCAAACAUAAGCUCUACAUUGCCCGAGACUGGUCCAAGGCUUUGUGCCACAGAAUAUCAGCACCAAGCUGCCUUCUUUCAACUGCCAGCGUCACGUCCAUAUGAUAAUUUCUUGAAGGCUGCUGGUUGUUGAUUCAUGGUAGAAAAGGAUGGUGAUUCUCAUAUAGUUAAGCGUCGUGAAUAAUGUCCCCUGUGCAUCGAUUUUCUUCCAGCAAGGAAGUGUAUCUUUUAUCAGCUUCCUUGCAAUUUUUGAGAGCUGUAUUUAUAUGGUGUGCAUAGGUUACAUAAUACAGUGGUCAUAUCAAUGUGUACAUCUCAUUCUUUCUAUCUUUUUUGCCUUUCUGAUCUUCAUUGUCCUUCAACUUCUCAUAUUGCAUUUUAGGUGUGAGAAUUUUGUAAAGACAAUAUUUGUAAAGAGAUAUUUAAAUCUACAUAUGAAUAUGUUAUUCAGCA